Nycticebus coucang (slow loris) is the source of this 1286-nucleotide messenger RNA. Its product is annotated as lysosomal enzyme trafficking factor. Bases 373 to 864 code for a protein of 163 amino acids. The transcript has a single exon. The record is from RefSeq and is a predicted model, not a curated record. Lineage: Eukaryota; Metazoa; Chordata; Mammalia; Primates; Lorisidae.
AGACCCGGGACCUCCUCAGAUUUGCCGGAAGGCUCGGCUGGCGGACCCUGCGGGGCGCCGGGCAUCGGCGCCGCAGGGCGGUGAAGCCAGGGCCUGGCUUCACUUGCAAAGCACUGGUCGCCCGCGCCGGCGCUGCAGCGCGGCAGGGGGCGGGGCCGGCUGCCGGGGAGGCCCUGGCGGCUGGGGAGUCUCCUGGCCCGGCCGGCUGCCCCGAGUGGGGCUUCGGCAUCGGCGACUGGGGCUGGGCUGGCGCGUGACCGGCUGCAGUCACGUUGUACUUAAUCACAGUUAGCUUGCGCUGCAGGCUGGCGGCGUUCACCUCUGUCCAAGCCGGGUGACCCAGGGGAUUUCUUGUAUGGUGCUUUCUCUGAAAUGCCAAAGCCACCCGAUUAUUCAGAACUGAGUGACUCUUUAACGCUUGCUGUGGGAACAGGAAGAUUUUCGGGACCAUUGCACAGAGCAUGGAGAAUGAUGAACUUCCGUCAGCGGAUGGGAUGGAUUGGAGUGGGAUUGUAUCUUUUAGCAAGUGCAGCAGCAUUUUACUAUGUUUUUGAAAUCAAUGAGACUUACAACAGGCUGGCCUUGGAACACAUUCAACAGCACCCUGAGGAGCCCCUUGAAGGAACCACAUGGACACACUCCUUGAAAGCUCGGUUACUCUCCCUGCCAUUUUGGUUGUGGACAAUUAUUUUUCUGAUACCUUACUUACAGAUGUUUUUGUUCCUUUACUCUUGUACAAGAGCUGAUCCCAAAACGGUGGGCUACUGUAUCAUCCCUGUAUGCUUGGCAGUUAUUUGCAAUCGCCACCAAGCAUUUGUCAAGGCUUCUAAUCAGAUCAGCAGACUACAACUAAUUGACACAUAGAAUCGGUCACCAUUUUUUCCCUACGAUUACAGAACUGCCAGUACUAUAUGGAGUCUGAUCACAAGACUUUAGUUUCUUCACAGAUCUCAGGAAGUUGUGGUGGGGCAGAGGCUUUUUAAAAAAUCUGACUAGGGGGUUAUCUUCAUCAGAAUAAUAAUGAAUAUUUAGGUACAGCCUGAGAUACAGUACUACAAAAUCAUGUUGAUGACUUCAGAUUUUGGAAGUAAAAUCCUGUCUGUUCUUUGCAUUCUUUAAAAACUUGACUAAGUACCUGAAUUCAUAUUUUUAUUCUACUGUGCAACAUAGUCAUGAAUCAGAAGUUUUUCCUUUGGAGGAAAAAUGAAUAUGAACAUUUCCAUUGUGUUAAGUGUAAAAAGGUGCAAAAAUGGUCAUAAAAUUUAAAUUUUAUACAAAAAAAAAAA